Molecule: messenger RNA, 2553 nt
Organism: Ixodes scapularis (black-legged tick)
Lineage: Eukaryota; Metazoa; Arthropoda; Arachnida; Ixodida; Ixodidae
Product: splicing factor, proline- and glutamine-rich
Exons: 4
Coding region: 386-2398 (670 amino acids)
Cellular component (GO): cytosol
Molecular function (GO): mRNA binding
Source: RefSeq, a predicted model, not a curated record
GCUUAUGUUAUGUUCGUAACAUUGGUUGCGCCUGCGCAGAACGAUUCUUCUAGUACAAGAAGGUCCGCCAUAGCGUGCUAACGUGUGAAGCUUAACUCAAACGAAGUUAAACGUCUGAAAAACCGAGUCACUGACAUGGUAUGCGCCUGAUAUUUGGAAGGACAAGGACAGCACUUUUGCGGAGGACCUAAGGCAGGAGCUAAGCCUCUGCAGGCCCCGAUCCAGCUACUGCAUCUCACUCUAGACUAGUCCCCUCGGAGACUGUCGUGCCGGAUAUAAGCUUUCGGGCGCUUGUAAGGCUCUCGGUUCACCAGGCUGCGGCUCUCCCUUUGGCACGCGCAGGGAAAUAUAACUCUUCGGUUCGGUUUGCUGAUAUCCGAGUUAGAUGUCUGGAAGACGAGGCUCCUCCUACCCUCCCCGCCACUCGCCGUACGGCGGUGGCGGCGGAGGAAGCCGCUACGGCCGCUACGAAGAACACAACAGCCACUACAACCAGCAUGACGGGCAGCAGGCCCCUCGCCAGCAGCAGCAGUCGCCACAUCUCCAGCAGGCGCAGCAGAAACAGCCCAUGCCGCCGCCUCAGCAGAAGCCACCCCAGAAGUCACCGGCUCCCCAGAAGACUCCUCCUCCACAGCAACAGACCCCGCCACCGCAGAAGCCGCCCGUACAGCAGCAGACACCGCCGGCAGCACAGAAGCAGCCCACACCGAAGAAAGAAGUGCCACAGACCAACUCCCAGGAGCAGCCUCCUGUCAAGAAGGACCAAAAGCCACCCACACCAGUCACAACACCAAACUCCAACUCCAAGCCAACUGGCGAAAACGCAGACAACUGCAAGCUGUUUGUGUCCAACGUACCGAACGUAAUGACCGACGAGAUGUUCCGCAAGAUGUUUGAGGAGCAGGGGGAAGUGCGCGACAUCUUCCUCAACAAGACCAAGUGGUUUGGUUUUGUGCUCUACAAGACUCACGACCAGGCGGAGAAAGCACUGAAGGCACUUGAUGGCGCAGAGAAGAAUGGUCGCAGGCUGCGCGUGCGCUAUGCCACGCAGCAGAAGCCGGAAGAGCUGAGGGCGGCACAGGCCCUGCAGGCUGCCCAGGCGGCGGGCCAAAUGCCCCCGGGCCCCUUCCCAGGAGGACAGGGUGGCUACCAGGGUGGUCCGGGAUUCCCCCCGCAGGGUGGCAUGCAACAGUCUCCUCAGCAGGGUAUGGCCCCGCCGCAGCCCAAGCGCAGCGGAGCUCGCUGUCGUCUUUUUGUGGGCAACCUUGCUCCCUCCAUGACCGAAGAGGAGUUUCGAAAAUUGUUUUCCGCUUACGGCGAGCUGGUUGAGGUGUUCUUGCACUCCCAGAAAGGAUUUGGCUUUAUCAAGUACGAGCAGCGCCAGCAAGCGGAGGCAGCCAAGACAGCACUCGACAAUGUUCCCCGGGAUGGCAAGUACCUGCAGGUGCGCUUUGCCACGCAGGGGUCUUCGCUGAAGGUGAAGAACCUUAGUCCGUUUGUGUCUAACGAGCUGCUCGAAGACGCCUUCUCCAUCUUUGGGGAAAUCGACCGCGCCGUUGUGAUUGUCGACGACCGUGGCCGCUCGGUCGGGGAGGGCAUCGUCGAGUUUGCGCGCAAGACGAGCGCCAUGGCGGCCCUGAAGAAGGCCACGCAGGGCUGCCUGCUGCUAACCAGCUCACCCCGGCCUGUGCUGGUGGAGCCCCUGGACCUGCGCGACGAAGAGGACGGCUUUCCAGAGAAGAAUGUCAACAAGAACAACCCACAGUUCCUCAAGGAGCGUGAGGUGGGCCCACGCUUUGCCGAGCCGGGCACCUUCGAGUUUGAGUUCUCCAGCCGCUGGAAGAAGCUGCUGGAACUGGAGAAGCAGAAGCGGGAGUUCCUGGAACGAGAGCUCGAGGACGAGCGCCGCAAGCUUGAGGAAGAAAUGGAGUACUACCGCUACGAGCAUGAGACCCGACUGCUGCGUGAACAGCUUCGCAUCAUGGAAGAACAGAGCAAGAUCUUUGCCCACGAGCGAGAAAUGCGCUUGCAGGAGCAGAAGCGCCGAGACGAGAUCCGCCGGCAAGAAGAAAUGCUCCUGCGCCAGCGUGAGGAGGACAUCUUGGGCUUCCCCCGUCGCGAGCAGGGCCAGGCACAGCACCCACAGCAUCCCCAGCACCCUCAGCACUCGCAGCACUCGCAGCUUGCGGAAGUGGCUGCUGCCGUUGCAGCCGUGGCUGCCCAGACCAAGCCCCAAGUGGAGGGAGCCACUUUUGUGAGCUCGUACGACAAUGGCGGCCGUACGGAGUUUUCCCGCUUUGAUCAACCAGCCCCUGGCCACUUCGGCGGGCCCGACGAUGGCCGUCGUGCCGUUGUCGAUGACUACGCCGACAGAGAUCCCAAGCGGCGUCGCUACUGAGCCAUCGUGCAGCCAAUGCGCUCUUUUAUGGGAUUUGUCUUUGUUUCCUCGUGCUCUCUCGAUUCUGUUGACAUUGUCGUGUAAUGAAACCAUUGUCGUCGUAAGUCUGCAUCUACAUGAUUUUGUGUCAUCCAUUAAAACAUAGCUACCCAGCA